Messenger RNA from Podarcis lilfordi (Lilford's wall lizard), 13561 nucleotides. NCBI's taxonomy places the organism in Eukaryota, Metazoa, Chordata, Lepidosauria, Squamata, Lacertidae. The record is from the annotation of a GenBank genome assembly.
AGCCUCCAAGACACAGCCUGAGGAAAUUCUGCGGGAGGUAAGUGCUUGCUGUGGAUAUAGUCAAUGCCUAGAGAGAGGCAAGCUAAUGUAUUAAUAUGGUAGUCAGAGGGAGGGGACAGUUAGAGAAAAACUGCUAAGUUUUUUCAAGAGCAUUAAGAGUCACACUCAGAAAAUCCCUGUGAUUAGUGAAAGAGGGAAAGAAUGAAACUAGUGGAGGCAGUCAAACAAUCCAGUUCUGAGAGCUAGAAUAGUUUGAGAGCUUAGUAAACUGGUUAGGAAUACUAGCUUUGUUGAAGGGAUGUUCUAUGAACCAAAAAGGUUGUUGGCAUUUAAUCAAAUCAGUGACCCUGGCUCACAUGGAACACCUGUGGUGCACAGCACAGGUCCGAUGGCUAUGGAAAACCAACACAUUGAAAAGCUAACAUCCCAUGGUAUUUCAGGCAACAGGUGCUGAAACCACCGAUUGAAAGUUGCAAUAAAGGAAUUGGUGGUGGUAUUGCUGUGGAAAGGAUAGCCAAGUUAUAUAGUUAAAAAAGGUAAAGGCAGAUGCAUACUGAUGUUUGCGUGUGUCUUUGUUUGUUUGUUUGUGAAGGAGGGGAUUUUGAAAAGUGGGAGCCAGUUGGCUCUUCAUGCUAUAGCCUGAUUAAUGGCGUACUGUGAAUUAGGAGAUGGCUCCUGGGUUGCUGUUCCUCUAGCAUAAGAGUGGGAUGCAACAGGCCAUGGACCUUGGUGUAGUGUUAUGUCCGAUAUAUAUAUUGUGGUUUGUUUUGCUCAGUUAAACCCUGAUUGGGAAGCCAAGAACAAACUUUGAAUUCAGAUGAGAAACCACAAUCCAUAGUUUGGAUGUAGUGCUAAGUCAAGGGUCAUUCUUUGUUGCUGCUGCUAGGGGAGGAGUAAAGCCAUUAGCUAUGUUGUUCAGUCCCUGCUCCUGCCAACCUAGCAGUUUAAAAGCACAUCAAAGUGCAAGUAGAUAAAUAGGUACCGCUCCGGCGGUAAGGUAAACAGCGUUUCCAUGCGCUACUCUGGUUUUGCCAGAAGUGGCUUAGUCAUGCUGGCCACAUGACCCGGAAGCUGUCUGCGGACAAACGCCGGCUCCCUCAGCCAGUAAAGCGAGAUGAGCACGGCAACCCCAGAGUCAUCCGCAACUGGACUUAACGGUCAGGGGAACUUUACCCUUUUUUACCUGUAAUGUAAGCCAUUAAUGAUGGCUAAUGAUGGCUAAAUGUGACCCUUAAACAAGGCCUGCGUGUGUGAUGCUUUGACUACACCCACAUGCUCAGGACUGGAGAUGGAACAAUCUGCCCAUUUCAGAUCUCUGUUUCUCCUUUUCCCAGUCUUGGAUUCAGUUCUCCACAUUUCUACAGCAACCCGCAAAUUUUAUUUUUAAAAGUCCUCAUGAAAAUUCUUCAACAAUUUUGGGUGAAUUUCUUCUGAUAAACAUGUUUGUAUGCAGUUUUGACCAACCUACACAUUUUUGCAGGCAAUUCCUCCUACUACAAAGCAUUUUUGUAUGUUAUCAUCACCAAUGUAUUCCCUUGUUUGCACGUUUGUCUCCAAUCUCAUACCCUCCAACAUUUAUCUGAUGAAAACAGGAACAUCCUAAGGAAAAGUGGGAAAUUCUGGAAUCAAAUCAGAAACCGAGAUGGCUUCUCUAAAUCAGGAAUGUCUCUGGAAAAUAGGGACACUUGGAGGGUCUGCAAUCUAUGGUUUUUUGGUUGGAGAGCUUUAUCACAAAAUUCAAAUAGGUUUUUGCUCCCCUGUGUUUUUAGAAAGUGCAAAUCUGAUAGAUUCGGCUUUAAAUGCAAACUGAAUUGAAUUACUCCCCCUUGCCUACUCAGGACUCCAAUGCACAAGCCUGCUCUUGCUGCUACUACAACUUCUGUGCAGUUAUUUGGUGCCAACAGUUUGCUAAGUGCAGCCUUUUAAAUUAAGACAUAGAAUAAAUUAGAGCCGGUGAGGGGGUGGGAAAUGCAGUUUUAUUUUUAUGGGGGGAAGACAUUUAAAUGCUGUCUCUGAAAGAACUUGAGGAGAGAUGAUUUGCAAAAUGUCAGUGUUGGAAAAGUCCAACUCUCAAACGCUAGAGAUAGUUAAGAAAAUGUUUCGUGAAGGCAGAGGGCUUCAAAGAUGCAAAUAGACCAAGGGGAUGGUGGAACAUCAAAGACACAAAUACAGCAAGCCCCUUUUCUACUUUAGACAAGUGGGCCUCCAUGUCAUGGCACUUUUUGCAAAUGACACUUGAGCCUUUAAAUCCCAGAGGGGUAGUAAAAUAAGAGGGUAGUCCAGACAUGUCUCCAGAAGAGGUGAGAAAGUACAACGCCUACAGAGGGUCUCUCAGCAUCCGGGAGUAUCCAUGGGCAAUAUUAUGGAAUGACACCUCCACAGUGCCAGAUGGCUUGGCAACCAGCACUAGUGAAUAUAUUUUUGUCCAAAUACUGGGCUCACACCAGCAUCCCCUUACCAUGCCUUCACAUGUCCAAAUGGAUUGCUUCACUAUUCUGUUCUGUGAACAGCAAAACAGCCUCUGAGUUAGUUACCUCAUAUGAAAAUGGCUGAUCUCCCUGAAUGCUCAAAAGUCAUGGGAGAAGAACUGCCUUGUCCUUUCCUAAAUAAACUCUUGGCAGGCAGAGUCCGACAAAACAUGGGGAGUCCAUUGGGAAAGCUGAGUUAUUUAGACUGUGUGUGUAAUCCUAGAACUAGUUCACAUCACAAGACAUUGCCUUGCGAAUAUAAGAGUCCCUUAGAGGAGGCAAUGGAAGGGUCAAGACGAGCACAAGAGGGGGAGCUUUCUUCAGAGUCCCAGCCAAGCCACAGAAAUAAACAAGUCUCCCACUACAGUAAUAUGGAAGAGUGGGUGUCAGGAUAUAUGUCGUAGAGUUUAAAGAGGAAAGUGUGGAGGACUAAGUGGGGUCAGGACAGGCCUUCAAGUUGUUGUCACCCAAGUGAGGCAAGGAAGCAGAAAAUCUUGAGGAGGUCUGAGGCCUACACAACUGGCUGCUAGGCAAGAAUUGUCCAAUUGCACACUUAUGUGUGUUUCCUAGAAGUUCAGGCUCAUGAAGCACAAUGCACUGCUUCCCUAGCUUCAGGAAAGGACUAAGUUUUGGUUUCAGCUGCAUUCAGUUUCAUCAGGAGAGUGCUAAUACUGGGAAAGACGAGCUACGACAGAGCCUGUUGAAGGACAAUAGUACAGGCAACUGUUCGUUUGCUCUGCUAAUCUCCAGUUAUAUCACUGUCAUGGAGCACUGCAUUUUUUUGGGAUUGGGACAGGUUAGGCACAUAGCUGUCAACUUUCGGAUUUGAAAAUAAGGGAUCAGCAGCCUCACCUGUCCCGGGGACAGUCUACGGGAUAUCUAAACAUCCAGGAUAGCAGCAGAAAGCAGCAGGAAACGGCACUGGAAUAAAGGAAUUUCCCACCAAAAAAAGGGAAGGUUGACAGCUACGGUUAGGCAAUCUUUGCACGCAGCAGGUUUUACACAGAGGCCCACCUUGGUGGGAAAGAUUGUUAGGAAACAAAAUGAUCACAUCAGGGUGUGGACACCUUAAGGUUCUUCACGUGUCAGCACAUGACUGAUCUAGGCUUGCAACAUUUCACCCCAAUCUAGCCUGGUUGCCCUCUCAGGUCACUGAUUUGCAGCCUUCUCACACCUGAAGCCACACUGUAUGAAAGUCUAUUUCUCAUCCAGCUAAGAACAGGAACCCUCUAACACACUGCUCCAAUCCCGUUUUUCAAGAUGCUCACAGCUAGGUCUAGCUCCAUUUGUGCCCUAGCAGUAUUUUAAAAAUCCCCACAGUAUUUCACCAAAGUUGAAUGAUAGCUUUUACUUUGAAGAACUUGGUGGAAUAUAUAUGUAAAACAAUCUCGACCCAAUGAAUUCCUAGGUCAAAUCAAACUCAGCGACCAUGAGGCCACGCUAGGAGUGCAAUUGGCAACUGGCGUUGGCACGGCUGAUUUGCCUGCAGAUGCAUUCAUCCAGAAUAUUAACUUCUCCUAUGGGAUGCAACAGUUCACUGUAGGUGUGAAUUUGAAAUGUGGCCUUGAUUAAACCUUUGCAGCACGGGUCAGCAAAGGCAACAUUCAUUCUCUACAUUGAACAGAACUUAGCUGGGAACUAACAUUCGUCUGCAUAUCUUUUACAUAGUAGAUCUUUCUAUACUGCAACUCCCAUCUUCUCUGAGCUACUGGCAUUCUGGCUGGGGCUGAAGGGAGUUGGAGCCCACGUUGGCUACCCUUGAUCUAACCCAAAAAGGAAAGCUCAGUGUUUUUCCUAACGCUUACAGCCUGGUUUAUCCGAUAUGCUUUCGUGUAUACCAAGUGACAGUGAUUCUGGGAUAGUGUGGCCAACUGGCAGCUCGUGAGCUGCAUGCAAUUUUAUCUGCCCUCUGGAGAACCUGCUAGAGACGUGCCAGAAUGCCCCCCCCCCCGUUUCAGCUGGAAGAAGAAUGGGUGGGGUGGGGAGCAGGGAUUGCCUUUCUGCCUAGGCCUGCUUUCCUAUCAUGGGAUGCAAACGUUGCUUUUAUAAGCUCCUGCAUCACACCAGCCUACAUUCUGCAUAAUCGAAUGUCAACACUUCCACAGUCUACAGACAAACCUCACUCAUCAUUUCCUAAGAGAGAAAAGACCACACCCUCAGGAUCGGGCCCUCGGGUUUCCUUUUUCCUUGCUACUGAGAGUGGGAGCCAGCUUUGUCUUUCAUCUCCUUUUCAAAAAAAAAUGUACCACCAGCCUCCCUUUUUGAUCCACUCAUGUUCCUUUGUAAUCCAGCAUUUUGCAGUGGCGUUCUGUUGUUGUUGUUAAAUGAAGUGUGCACUGCAGAGUUUGGGAAGUGAGGGUGACUCACCCAGGAGUUAAGCUCGUCUAGCAGACGCUUGGCUGCCAGCGAGGGGGAAAGAGCCAAAGAGGCUGAGCCCAGUCAGCUUGAUUGGCAAGAUGAGCAGCUAGCUCAGUGCAACAGGAUUUACUGGAAUUUGAAAUCUGCCUGUGGUUUUAGCAGGCAAUUGAAAGCUUCCUUCCCUUGGAUUAAACGGGAGAUAAUCUCGGUAAAUAGCAUGACUCCACCAUGUGGGGCUGAAUCCAGACGCACACGCAUGACUAUAUCACCCAAGAUUCACCUCUGUGAAGGCAAACGGAUUCAGAGAUGGAGGGAAGAUGCUACACGUCCCUCUUCCUGCAAGGCAGUAUGAACCAGUAGACAUAGUGGCUUGUCUUAAGAGUGGAGGAGCAGUUCUGAAUGAGUUCCUAAAGAUGUUGUCUAGCACAAGCCUUGAGGCAAUUAAUGGCAAUCCUUAAUCAUCCCUGGCAUAUGCUCGUCCAGACUUUCCAUCAAAGCUGACAAUGACAGCAAUCACUCAACUCCUCUAAAUGAUGCAUUCAGUUGCCUGUUUGUUCUUCCCCACAGAAGCAGCCUUUCCUGAAUAUUCUACAGAAUAUCCAUGCAGCUGCAAAUUAAUCCGGAGGCUCUUUCCCCUUCUCUGUGUGGCAGUGAAUAACAUCUCUCUUUUAAUAAUCAUGCAAUCUACAUAUGCUCCAUUGUCGCUAUUUACUAGGGAAAGUACUGGUAGGGUGUUGGGGGGGGCAGCGGAGUUGCAUCUUUCCCUAGUAAAUUUAUGUUCUCUUCGGCCUUGGAUGGAUUUUGGGUGUGUGUGCCCUUUUAAAAAGCUAGUGAGUGUGUACAUUAUUAAAAUUCUGAUUCUUCAGGGUUCAGCCCCUCUCCCACAGAAUCUAGAAGCCAUAUAUCUUAGGAGGAACAAAAAAAUUAAUAUAAAACAACUGCUCAUGGCAUCUCCUCAGCAGGGCUGACCUUAGGAAUUUUGUAGCCUAAGGACAAAAUGGCGCCUCCCACAUCCCAUAUACGAAAGUCGAAGCAGCAGGCAGUUGACAAAUACUUCAGCAGGGGAGAUGAGACAGAGUUUGACCACUGCCCUUGAGGGCAGUAGACUAGCUUAACGAGUGCAAGCCUAGCCACGUGUUGGCCACAGCUCUGUCAAUGCUCCACCCACAGCAUCUGCUGCCUGAGGCAGUAGCCUUACUCUGCCAAAUGACAGGGCUGGCCCUGUCUCUCUCAGUUACAGGGUGGCUGUGUGUUCUUCCUCAUGGGGACAGUCCCCUUUUUAAAGGAGUACUAUAUUUGAAGGGCUGUCCCAUCCAAAUCCAAUUCAAAGAUAAAGAAGGGAGAGCAAGAUAGAACUGGACUGCAGACUGAGCAAGCACAUAGGCCACCCCUCACAGUCUUCACCUCUAUAGUGACAUAUAUUGUGUUUCUACUUAAAUUGUGGUGAUUAUUCCUAGCUUUGGACCUAUAUCAGUUCAUGCAAAUUUUAUGCAAGUAAGUGUCCUCUUUUUUGGUGAUGCAUUUUCCUUUUUUCCGUGAUGCACAGGUGGCCACCCUUCCUUAGCUGUAGGGUGAUCCUGGCUUCAAAACUUAAGUGUCCACAGUUGGGCCUGGUGAGCAUUUAAGAUCCCCAACCCUAAUCUGCAGUUUGUCAUCAGAUUGUAUUUUAUUCUGAUCCUGAUUUGAUUUUAGGAGGUAUUUUAAUUGAUUGCCUGAUUUUAUGUUAAUGUGUUAAACAUUUGAUGUUAGCCGCUAUGAGUCUGGUUUUGGCCGGGGAGGGUGGGGUAUAAAUUAUUAUUAUUACUACUGCUAUUAUUAUUAUUAUUAUUAUUAACAUACAGUGGUACCUCAGGUUAAGUACUUAAUUCGUUCCGGAGGUCCGUGCUUAACCUGAAACUGUUCCUAACCUGAAGCACUACUUUAGCUAAUGGGCCUCCCGCUGCUGCUGUGCCGCCAGAGCACAAUUUCUGUUCUCAUCCUGAAGCAAAGUUAUCAACCCAAGAUACUAUUUCUGGGUUAGCGGAGUCUGUAACCUGAAGCGUAUGCCCAAGGUACUAUUUCUGGGUUAGGGGAGUCUGUAACCUGAAGCAUAUGUAACCUGAAGCAUAUGUAACCCGAGGUACCACUGUACUAGCAGGGAUGGCCCACCCAUGAGACAAGGUGAGGCGACUGCCUCAGGUGGCAGGAUCCACAGGGACAACAUAUCUGGCCUCCAAGGAAUGCACUAUCUGCUACUGCUGCUGCUGCUGCUGCUGCUGCUGCAGUCGCAGUCACAGCAAUGGCUGCGGCACACUCCUUGGAGACCAGAUCUGACUCUUCCUCAGCAGCCCCCUCUUGCCACCUCUACAGCAACCUCUUGGCAAAUAAGGAGGCAUUGCUGGUCUCCUCCCACCCCUAGAGAAGCAAUGGUGGAGGCUGCCUUCUGGGGUGGAGCUGCACCCUCCUGGUGUGAUUUAGGGCAGGAACCUUUCCCAACCACAAUUGGCCUUUGAUUCCCACUUCAGCCAUCUGAUUUGACCCCCCCUCCCUUUGUUCCUGAUGCACUUCUUCCCUCACCCCUUCUUCCCAUUUUGCGGUUCGCCUCAGGUGCCAAAACGUAUUGGGCUGACCCUGCAUGCUAGCAAGCUGAAUGCUGACUCGGCCAUUAAUUUGUACCUCAUCCCCCACUCAUGCGCGAGAUGAGCUACAAGCCUUUAAGAAACAACUGUGUUCUGCAUGACCAUUCAUGCCUUUAUUUGUCUGUUCACCACCGUAUUAAUUUUAGAAAGGAAACAGUGCAAAAUUACUCUGGGGAUUGCUGGUGGGGGAGAGAUUUAUUGGUAACAUAAUAAUGUCGGGUGGGGGGAGGAAUCAGUGCAUUGCAUAGUUGGCUUUCUUGUAAAGUUGCAGAACUUUUUAAAAAAAUAAUAAUCAAGGAGUUUGACAGAGCAGAGGAAAGGAAAGACACAACUGGGCAGAAUGCCAAGAGAGUGUUGCUCUUGGGAAAAAAACAUUAUGUCUUCCUUCACCCUCAACAAAGGGUGUGAGUGGAGGAAGAUGAGUCUUGGCUUUUGCACACAAGAGGAAAUCAAAUUGCCCUUGGGCCCUGCUGUUCACCAGUCCCACCCCUCAUUUCUGAACCAGAUAACCCUGCAACAACUCUAAAUUAGUAUACGUAGUUGGUUCCAUUGUAAGAUUGAACAUCCUAAAAAGUAUUCUUAAGUUGUAUGUUGUUGUUGUUGUUGUUUUUAAAAAAACCACUUUAUGAUAGCUUUACUGGUUAACUUGUUUCAGAAGCGAACGCAAGACAGACUUCCGUGGAGUAAAUAAAAAUACAGUGGUACCUCGGGUUAAGAACUUAAUUCGUUCCGGAGGUCCGUUCUUAACCUGAAACUGUUCUUAACUCGAAGCACCACUUUAGCUAAUGGGGCCUCCCGCUGCCCCUGCACAAUUUCUGUUCUCAUCCUGAAGCAAAGUUCUUAACCCGAGGUACUAUUUCUGGGUUAGUGGAGUCUGUAACCUGAAGCGUCUGUAACCUGAAGCGUCUGUAACCUGAAGUGUCUGUAACCCGAGUUACCACUGUAGCAUAUAGAGAGGAGGAAAGGAAGCAGCCUUAUUCUGAGUAGGACAAUCGGGCCAUCUGUCUCAGGCCUGCAAUUGGCAAUGACUCCCCAGAGUUUCAGACAGAAGACUCUCCCAGUCCUACUUGGAUAUGGCGUGGAUUGGAACACUGAGCCAUGGGCCUUCCUCGAGGAAAAGACCAAGGAAGAGUACAAGAGACCAGCGGUGGCGGCAGUACAAAUCACAAAGCACCUAGUUUAACUGUCUCACCCGCCAUGAGGAGAAGGAGUCACUCUGGUCCUCAGUUCCCUCGCCCCACCUGCAAUAAAGCUGACUUAUCUUGCAGGGUUAUUGCAAGGAACAGCAACUCAGUAAUGCACAUGAAGUGCUUUGAACAUUUGAAAGUACCGUACAAGUAUUAAGCAUGCUCAUCCUAUAGGGCUGUCGUAAGGAUUGCAGAGAUAUUUAUGUGAAGCACUUUCCACAGUGGAAUGUGCUUCAUAAACACUGCUUUGAAGCAGUUCCUAAGAUUCACCUGCUGCUUUUGAGUUGCUGGGAUUUGUUUGGCUUCUUCCUCUUCUCUACCUGCCCCCCCUUCUCUGCAGAGAAGUUGCUUGGAGGGGGUUGUGAUGAGACAAGGGGGAACACUCAAGUCAGACUAGCGUUGCUGAUGCGUUAUGUGCGAUACAACUGCAUCAUCUUACAUCCGCACUCCAUUUCUUUUGUAGCAACAACGGUAUGGCGGACGAUUUUACUUGCCAAGUCAAGAAGAUGGCCUUGGCCAUGGGGGCAUCCCUGUCUGACAAGGAUAUUGACCUGCUGCCUUCAGAAAUGAGGCAUCAUGGUAAGGAACAGAUUAUGGGUGCAAGCCACGGUGCACAUCUGCAACAGAUGUUUAGAUUAGCUCAUCUGGAGCAACAAGCGCUCCUCAGUCCCUUACACUGACCUUCAAACACAUAACCCAAAGGUUGCAUACAGUCCCUCCCCGGAUUUUUCUGUGCCCCCCCCCAAUUAUUUCAAAAUAUAUAUACUGACUGUUCCCAUAGGCUACCCAAUGUGAUAGAUUUUUAAAAAUAUUGUGUGUGCCUAUACCUCUCUCGUAGGUACCUCACUAUGAUGCUGAAUGGCUUUUGUAACCCUCCAGAUCCCCAAAAUGUGUCUCUUUUAAUUGGCCACACCCACCUUUUCACUUCAGCCAUGCCCACCUUGACACAUGGUCCUCAGAGGUCAGUGCAGCCUUUGGCCUGAAAAAGAUAAGAAUAACACUCCUCACAAACCUGAACUCAAAGGGUGGCCAACGGAUUAAUGAGUAUACCAGGGGGUUAACUAAUCUACAAGAGAUCAUCAUUAGCAUGAACCAUAUUUCUAAAUAUAUGUAGAUCUUGGGUUCAGUGUCUACAGGUUAUUUUCCUUUUAUUUGCUCCUGGCUCAAGCUGCCACCCAAGAAAACUUGGGGCCCCAUUUUGGAGGUCUGGGUAGCUGUGCCUUGUAUGGGAAGUCAGAGCUUGCUCACCUCACUUCUGUAAAGUCCUUCAGCCCCCAAAAUCCACCUCACCGUAACAAAGCAGUUUUUGAAUUAAAAGCCACCCAAUCUGUUGCAGCUUCAUUCAACUACGCCAAGUUCUUUGAAUAUAUGCGGCAGUUUCUGACAUCAGACGACCGGGAGAUACACUUGCGAAAGGCCUUCCAAGUGCUUGACAAGGACGGGAGUGGAUUCAUUGAGUGGAAUGAAAUAAAGUAAGAAACCUCUGAUGUGAAGUGUUGUCAAGUGCCAGGAAGAGUCAACCUGGGACGACACCCAACAUUGGUCAAACCGAGAGUAUACUGAAAUCAAUGUGCUUAACUUUAUUGAUUUCAAAGGGUCUGCUCUGUGUAUGACAAGCAUUGGGUAUCACCCAUUCAUUCAUUCUUCUUACAACACAGAAGAAUUUCUACAUACACAUAAUUUUUGGAAGGUUAUUUAAUCUCUAUGGAUUACCUUUUUUCAGACUCGAAGCUAAAAAGGAUCUCAGGUAGCUGGGCUUGCCUGAGACCUUUAAGUGUUGGUUUGGGAACCAAAUGCCCCUCAGUUGCCAGGAUUAGGGCUGGGCAAUAUCUGGUUUUCGACAUUGUGAUCUAUCACCAGCUAAACAUCAAAAUAUACCAGUAUAUCACAAUGUGUGAAAUAGGGAUGGAGCUAUGUAGAGGCAUUGGUGGGCUGCACAGUUUUCCCCACAUUGUGAUUUUUGCAUAGCACAUGUGCACACACACACACACACACACACACACACACAUCGUGAUUUGUGAUAUAUUGCCAGGUCAAAAAUUAUGAAACCAAUAUCACAAUACAGGCUUCAAACCAAUUUUGAACGAUCUAUCGCCCAGCCUUAGCCAGGAUAGAUAUGCGAACUGAUGAGACCCAGCACUGAAAAAAUACAUAUUUGUGACCAAUGCUUUGCCAUAGGUUACACUCCUUUUGGCACACUUUUGGGUGUCAAAUUACCCUCCCUGUGGCAACCCACCUGCUGCUUGUCUGUCAUUUUUCUUGGACUCAAGAGGGCCAGUUCUGUUCAGAGAGAACUGGGAUACGUUACCCGGUCAAUCCUCACCCCAUGUGUUUCGAUGACAAAACGCAGGAGAGCCCUGUCUGAAAUCAUUAUUGCAGAAAACGUUUGGGCUCGCUACUCUUAUCAUCCUGGCAUGUCAGGCUGCACUGCCAAAACCCACUUCUAUCUAUAAUAAUGACAAACUCUGUUCUCUAUUGCACUUGAUAACCUUGGCUAAGACGAUUAAGACACAUCCUGCAUGCUUAACUAUAGGCAUCCAGGUCUGUCAGCAAUUCAGCUUCCCCCUCUCCCCCUUUCUUUUCUUGCUGCAAUCCUGUAUCCCAAAGCAGGAGAAAAGAGAUGUCCCAGAAGAGCAGAUGUCUCUGCUACAUGAGAUGUGGAAAAACAAGCCUACUGUAUAGCCUGGAACAGGAACAGGGAACCUGUGGCCGAACAACUGGUGUUGGGACAACAGCUCACAUCAUCCCUUACCAUUAGUUAUGGGGCUGAUGGAGCCCCAAGUUCCCCAUCCCUGAGCUAGAAUAUCUUGCAAAACAAGAAGCUCCAAUUCAUAGAACCUUAGAUUUGUAGCCCUGGAAGAGAUCCCAAGGGUUAUUUGGUCCAACCCCCUGCAAUGCAUUUGUGAUACUGGCUCUGCUACUGACUGAAGAGUAAUCGCAGAACCACAUGCUUCCACUCUCUGAGGCUCAGCUUUUCCCUCCUGCCCUUAGGUACAUCUUACAAACAGUGCCCAGCAAUAUGCCAGUGGUGCCCUUAUCAGAUGAAGAGGCUGAAGCCAUUAUCCAAGCAGCUGACACAGAUGGGGAUGGCCGGAUUGAUUUUGAAGGUGGGCAGAGAAUGUAUCAUGGCAGUGAUGGUAGCAUCUCUGGGGUAUACAGCACUGGGGGCUCAGAAGCAGAGGGCGCUUAGUCCUAUUUAGAACUGGAUGGGUCUACCUGCCCAGUUCCCUGUAUCCAAUACUGUAAGGGGAAAGGCAUGUAAGCCUAAGCAAAUGCAAAAUGUGGCAGAAGAGCUCCUGCUGAGAUUCAAUCACCACAUCUGGAGCUGAUCCGAAGGACAUCACUAGAACCAGGUACUCAGAAGAUAAUCGUGGCAAAGUUAUGUAAACUGCCAUGGAAUACUGUUGGGACAAGUGGCCCUGGAACAGGUGGGAAGUGAGAAGCCUAGAAAUAGGCAGUGUUCGUUUUGGAUUGCCUUUUGUUGAUUGUUGUGUAGUGUCUUGUUUUGUACUUGUUUUGUUUUUAAAACUAAUAAAGCAUUUUAAAAAAGAGUGUUAGAAAAGCCUAGACUGUGGCCACUUUUGAUGGGCACUUUGGUAAGCAAUAAAGGUCAAAUACAUUGCCUGUCUCCCAACCAUUACCCCCAAAUCCCCUAUGCUAGCCUUUUUACAUCUCCUAGGCUAGGGCUUACCCACACUUACCUUUUACCCUGCUCUUUCCAGGUCUGCGCUUUAGUGCUCAGUGUCAAUUCAGGUUUUCCAUGGAUUGAUAUUUGCUCCGAUUGAGCUUUAAAGAGCAGGUUUUUGCAGGGAAAGCUCCAGAGCAAAAAGAAAAAAAAAGGUAGGUGGGUGUGUGCUCAGACAUGGAGCUUUAAAUAGCAGACCAUGCCAGGAAGGAGAAGAAGAACAGUAAGCAGAGAUAAAUAAGCCCCUAGUUUGAGUUUCCCCUCAAGUGAUGCCUGCUCACCAACACUGAACUAGUUAAUCAAUCAAUUCAAUUUAUAUCCUGCCCUUUCUCCCAGAGGGGCCCAGGGCAUUAAUAAUAUUCAGCUGCUCAUGCAGUUGGACUCUGUCUGUAGAACUGGUGGUGGUCCCCAAAAUUUAUGAACUGGCUUAUUAAUACUUUUUUUUUUAAUGGGAAAGCAAAAAGUUAACGAAUAACUGCCUUAAAUGCAGCCCCCAUCUCAGACACUAAACCUACCUACUUCAUCUGCCUGUUUCUAUUGCAGAGUUUUCCGAUAUGGUCACAAAGGAAAAGGUUCCAAAGAAAAAGUAGAAAAGACCAAGAAGAACGGCCUCCCGUUUCCCUAUGCAAGAAUGCUGUGCUGGGGGUGGGAUGAUGGAACUUACCUGUCUAUGAUCAUGUUGCACUUUUUGAAAGAUCUCUCCUUAUUAUUAAUAUUUUUGCAGGAUGCAGUGGGUAGGUGCGUGGGGAAUCUGCAGCUUGCUGUCAGGGUGUGCUGAGAGAGGCCUCUCUCUCCAAACUGGAAAACCAGCCUGUUAGUCACAAAAUGCUACCCAGCCCUUGAAUAGGUUUCUUUCCAGGCCCAGGCUACCUGCCCCAGAGCGAUUAUAUCUCACCUGGCCCUGCAGUGGCAGACUCCAACUAUGGCGACGGAGCGAGACCAGCUCUCCAAACUCUUAAAGGGUGAUUAUGGUUAAGAGGCACGUGCUUCCUCCUUUGUCGCAAGCCAUCCUUUGGUCUGUGUUCAUCAAAUUUAGCUUUGGCCUAGCUGCUCCCCACUUUGCCUGGUAGUAGACUGACUGCUUUUGGUGGCGAAAGGAGAACGGUUUGCCUGCGUUUUUGGACAACAGGACUGAAAGUGAACUGGAAAUGCUUGCGCGUGUUUCACAGCCUGCCCAAAUUCUGACGCGAUAUUUUCUCUCCCCGGACCUUCCUGCUAGCUUUCCAGUUAGGAACCAUUAAGAGC